This is a messenger RNA of Hevea brasiliensis (rubber tree), 546 nucleotides long. RefSeq lists its product as uncharacterized. The transcript has a single exon. Lineage: Eukaryota; Viridiplantae; Streptophyta; Magnoliopsida; Malpighiales; Euphorbiaceae. The record is from RefSeq and is a predicted model, not a curated record. Bases 1 to 546 code for a protein of 181 amino acids. Gene Ontology annotation, molecular function: nucleic acid binding.
AUGGACUGGUCUGUGAAGUUAGAUGAUACACUGUGGGCAUACCGCACUAUAUAUAAAACUCCAAUUGGAACAACACCCUUUCUACUGGUUUAUGGGAAAUCAUGCCACCUCCCUGUUGAACUUAAACACAAAGCAUACUGGGCAAUUCAGACCCUGAAUUUUGACCUCAAAGCUGCUGGUGAAAAAAGACUCCUACAGCUCAAUGAGUUGGACGAAAUCAAGCAGGAUGCAUAUGAGAAUGCCAUGAUCUUCAAGGAUAAGACCAAAAGAUGGCAUGACAGAUGCAUAGCAAGAAAAAAAAUAAAAGAAAGAGGCCUUGUCCUGCUCUUCAAUUCAAGGUUAAAGCUUUUUCUAGGGAAGCUGAAGUCAAGAUGGUCCGAGCCUUUUAAGGUUAUGCAAGUCUUCCCGCAUGGAGCUGUAGAGAUUUGGAGUGAAACUUUAGGUGCAUUCAAAGUGAACGGGCAAAGGCUGAAGCCAUACUUUCAGGGAGAACCCAUAGAGAAGGGAGCUAACUGCGUUUUCGGCAACCCUCCAGACAGACAGUGA